Molecule: messenger RNA, 4025 nt
Organism: Nomia melanderi (Alkali bee)
Lineage: Eukaryota; Metazoa; Arthropoda; Insecta; Hymenoptera; Halictidae
Source: RefSeq, a predicted model, not a curated record
UCGUUCCACGGUUCGGCAUUGUGUUUCGGGAACCACGCAACAUCGGGAUUAGUAAAGGCAAGACGCAUUAAAUAAAGUGUUGCACCGAGUGCUCCCAUUCCGACGGCAAAGAACAAUGGAAUUAGCUGAUAAAAGACAGAAGAUACCGUUACGUUAUUAUAAUGUUACUAUCGUAAUACGUAAUACGAUCAUUUCGAUCGUUCGAUUUUCUUACCGACGGAUUUUUUUUAAUACUGGCUGCGGUCAGACCGUCCAUUCUAGCCAUUUUGACGAAUUCAAGCACUAGAACAACGUUCCUCGGUGCGUAGUGACUUCAGGUUCGCUUGCUGCAACACUUCUACUACGCAAAACGAAUGGCAAACGUAAAACGAAAUACCUUAAAGUUUAUACAUAGAAUCUGUGUCACGACUCGAUGCGAUACGGUCGAAACAUUAUGUCGUUUUCACACGUUACUCGAUCGCCGUAACGCGAACGAAUGCUGGUUUUAUUUCUUCUUUAUGUUUAAUGCGACAUCGGAAGAAGGUAGUCUGAGCAACAUUAUUACUCGCAAUACAAUUAGUUGAUAAUUAUUCACGAAUAUAAUAUAACACGGAUACUUACGGUCUUAUACACGUAUACCAUAUUCGCAAGUUCUAUUCACAAGUGCCUGUAAGUUAGCUUGUAAUUCGAUCAGAGAUUGUUUAUAAAACAGAGUAUGAGAUACUUGGUUGUAGAUUUUCAAUAAAUUCCGCAUUAUAGACGAUUGAAAUGAUUAUCUUACGAUGAAUGAAAAUGAUAAAUUAUUGAAGAUUGUUGGCGUUUUCAAAGAAAUACAAAGAACAAUUAAUAGAAGUAUUUACACCAUAGAAUCAACCUUCUCUAUCGAUAAUUACUUCAUGAUGGUAUUUCGUGAGUAAAAAUUGAUUUUUACAAUUUGAGGUCUGUAUAAAUAUAAAUGUUGAUCUCAGCCACCUGAGCGAAUAUGAAGAUGCGCGAGAGACGAAACGAAUAAUCGGUACGUAAAGUAUUGCUUGAAAUGUGGUGUUUCACCGAGCAGUUCGUUAACAUUCAUUGGACCGAUUGACUAUCAAUGUCAGCGUAUCCGUCGAACACAAGAAUGAAUUUCUGUUCAUGACAUAUUCAAAGAAGUCAAUAAGGCGGUGAUAUUCUCUAUUCCGAACGAUAAGCGGGAUGGGGUUUUCUACAAGUCUGCAAGGACAAGCGUUCCACGAGGCUUUGCUCGGUCGUCAGGAUGCUGAGAUUAAGCUUUUGGAAACGAUGAAACGAUGUUUAACGAUGAAAAUAAAAUCAGACCGCGAAUAUGCUUCGACAAUUUCUUCCCUGGCGGUCCAAGGAAAGAAGAUUGAGCGCAACGAAGAUCUCAUCGGUAGUCUCAUAGCACAGAGUUGGAGAGAUAUUAUGGACUCUGUCGAUCAAACGGCCAAGUUAAUCAAACAACAAGCGGAUCAGGUCGAGUCUGUGGCGGUAGAACACAUUACGACGUUGUGCUCGGAAAGAAGGAAAGCUAGGAAAUUAUAUCAGGAAGAACAAACAUGGUUAAAUAACCAGUUUCAACAGUUAACCGAAGACGUUGCCAGAAAGAAAUUGGAAUAUCAGAAGAAUCUGGAAAUGUACAAGUUAAUGAGAUCCCGCUUUGAAGAAUAUUAUGUUAAAUGCAGAGUUGGCAGGAAGUUGGACGAAGUAAGAGAGAAAUAUCAGAAAGCCUGUAGAAAACUUCAUCUUACCCACAACGAGUACGUGUUACUUUUGGGUGCUGUAACAGAAUGUGAGCAUGAUUUAAGAACUUCGUACUUACCGAGUCUACUUCAUCGGCAACAGGCAAUUCAUCAAGAACUCGUAACAUCUUGGAAAUCCAUACUUCAGGACGUAGUGAGAUAUUCUGAUUUCACGACGGAAAAGUUUCAAGAAACUCACUUGCGAAUGCAAAAAGCUGUCGAUUCUGUAAAACCGGCAGAAGAAUGUAGGGACUUUAUGGCAGAGCAUAGAGCGCGAUCAGCAUCGCCGAUAAGAUUCACAUUCGACGAGAACCUUGUAGAUGAUACUUCAGGAAAACUGUUGCCGAAUAAAUUGACGGUCGAUAACUUGACAAUAGACUGGUUAAGAAAUCGACUAACAGAAUUGGAAGCUUCUUUGAAAGCGACUCAACAGAAUCGUCAAAAUCCUCAGCAUCCAUCGGAGAAUAACAGUGAUUCGAAGGCAUCAAUUUUGGACUAUACCCGCGAGAGAGAAGAACUACGAUUACGUUGCCAAGAGAAGAAGCUUCAGCGGCAAGUGGACGUUAUUAGAUCCGCUUUGAAUGAGUUAGGUUGCGAAGAAUUACCAUUGGGAUACGAUCUCUCCAUGGAAAGUACUUUCGUCGAUUCACCUGUUAUCACUAAGAAAACUGCAAUGCCAGAUAUCGGUUUAUUUACAUUACGAAGGAAUCAACGAUUUACGACAAUAUUUAGAUGUCCUUUCAAAUCUUUACCGAUGAUAAACAACACGAUAGAUGGAACGAUUAGAUCGAGUAGCGAAAGUCCUGCUUCGAAAACGAAUAAUACUUUAGUUGCACCGCUACGCGGAAUUUCGCAUUUAACGACCAAUCAAAAAGGAAGUGGAAAUGGCGAUCUCAUAGAAGAGGAGUGGUUCCAUGGCGUUUUGCCAAGGGAAGAAGUAGUAAGAUUACUUGUGAACGAAGGAGACUUUUUAGUACGUGAAACGACAAGGAACGACGAGUGCCAAAUAGUUUUAUCUGUUUGUUGGGAUGGACACAAACAUUUUAUCGUUCAGACAACGACCGAGGGACACUAUAGAUUCGAAGGUCCCACGUUUCCAUCUAUACAGGAGUUGAUCAGCCAUCAAUGGCUAUCCGGAUUACCCGUAACUAGCCGAUCCGGAGCAAUUCUGAAAACGCCGAUCUUACGUGAACGUUGGGAACUUAAUAACGACGAUGUAAUUCUUCUAGAAAAAAUUGGACGGGGUAACUUUGGGGAUGUAUAUAAAGCGCAACUUAAGACUUGUAAGACUGAAGUAGCUGUAAAAACUUGCAAAGUUACGUUGCCGGAUGAACAAAAACGUAAAUUCUUGCAGGAAGGACGAAUAUUAAAGCAAUACGAUCAUCCGAAUGUAGUAAAACUUAUCGGAAUCUGUGUUCAGAAGCAACCUAUUAUGAUCGUUAUGGAAUUGGUACCCGGUGGUUCCUUGCUAACAUAUUUAAGAAAAAGUGCCAGUAGUAUCACGCAAAAAGAACAAUUUCGUAUGUGUAAAGACGCAGCGGCAGGUAUGCGUUAUUUGGAAUCCAAGUAUUGUAUUCACAGAGACUUGGCGGCUCGAAAUUGUCUCGUAGGAUACGAGUCUAUAGUGAAAAUAUCAGAUUUUGGAAUGUCACGCGAAGAAGAAGAAUAUAUAGUUUCCGAUGGUAUGAAACAAAUUCCAAUCAAAUGGACCGCGCCGGAGGCAUUAAAUUUCGGCAAAUACACAUCGUUGUGCGAUGUUUGGAGUUACGGUGUCUUAAUGUGGGAAAUAUUUUCCAAGGGUGGAAAUCCAUACAGCGGAAUGUCUAACGCUCAGGCCCGUGAAAAAAUAGACACCGGUUACCGUAUGCCAGCUCCGGAAAACACGCCCGAUGAAAUAUAUCGUUUAAUGUUACGAUGCUGGGAAUACGAACCAGAAAAACGUCCACAUUUCGAUCAGAUUUAUACGGUUGUCGAAACAUUGUCUCAAGCAUAUUCAUAAGAAAUAAGUUUAUAUCGGUGCUAACUUUUAUCGAGAAUUACAUUACAUUCACGUUUAUUACAAAUCAUAUUCUCUGCUCGGAACUUGGGAGUUUCAUCAAAGAAAUAAUGCGGAUCGAUGUGUCCUAUCCAAACACCUGUACACGAUACGUUCGAUGGCUUACUGAACAACUUUGAAAGUAUUGUAUCUAUCUGAAUUUUCACUUUUUAUAUACCAAUACUUUCCUAAUUACCAGUGAGCUUAGCGCGAAUAGCUAAUAGACGUAAUAGAAAAUGAUAAUGACUUAAUUGUUACAAUCUUUGGUUACUAGC